UGAAGACGCAGAAGGUUCCAGUCGGACGUGUUAUUGAGCAGUAACUUCCGGUCGCUGACUAGCUAGCAGAAGGUGAAAGUGGCUCGUGUUUGAUUUAUUAGAAUCGUUCGUCUCGUCUCGAGUCUUCAGUCACAAACUUCCGGCGGAGGACGAGUCGUCACGUCGGGCGACGAUGCGCCGCGUCAGCUGCGUUCAAGCCGGACAUGAGGAGCGAGCGGCUCGCGGACGUUAGCGCAGCAGCUAACCGGCUAGUCCCGGUGCCCGAGCCGGAGGUUCCUCCCGCCGCCGCCGCCGCCGCCGGGCUCCCGAGGCACCACUGCCCCGUUUCGUGUGGACGCUGGGGCCGCGGUGAACAGUUUAAUGGGAGGCGGGUCGACGAGGAGACACUGCGGGCGUCAGCUGCGAGCGAAGCGGGGGCGCGGAUGGAGUCUCUGGCCGGGUACGUGUACAAGGCCGCCGGCGAGGGCCGCGUCCUGACCCUGGCCGCGCUGCUGCUCAACCACUGCGAGGCGGAGACCCGCUUCCUGCUGAGCUACGUGACGCAGCUGUCCGGGCAGCGCUCCACGCCGCUCAUCAUCGCGGCCCGCAACGGACACGACAAGGUGGUGCGGCUGCUGCUGGACCACUACCGGGUGGACACGGAGCAGACCGGCACGGUCCGCUUCGACGGGUACGUCAUAGAUGGAGCGACCGCCCUGUGGUGCGCCGCCGGAGCGGGACACUUUGAGGUGGUGCGCCUGCUGGUGAGUCACCAUGCCAACGUCAACCACACCACCAUCACCAACUCCACGCCGCUGCGCGCUGCCUGCUUCGACGGGCGUCUGGACAUCGUGCGGUACCUGGUGGAGCACCGCGCCGACAUCAGCAUCACCAACAAGUACAACAACACCUGCCUGAUGAUCGCCGCCUACAAGGGCCACGCCGACGUGGUCAAGUUCCUGCUGGAGCAGUCCGCCGACCCAAACGCCAAGGCGCACUGCGGCGCCACCGCCCUGCACUUCGCGGCCGAGGCGGGACACCUGGAGAUCGUGAAUGAGCUGGUGCGCUGCCAGGCGGCCAUGGUGGUGAACGGACACGGCAUGACGCCGCUGAAGGUCGCCGCGGAGAGCUGCAAGGCUGACGUGGUGGAGCUGCUGCUGGCGCACGCCGACUGCGACGCCAGCAGCCGCAUCGAGGCCCUGGAGCUGCUGGGCGCCUCGUUCGCCAACGAUCGGGAGAACUACGACAUCCAGAAGACGUACCAGUACCUGCACACGGCCAUGAGCGAGCGCUACCGCGACCCGGAGAACGUCAUCGCCAAGGAGCUGCUGCCGCCCGUCGAGGCCUACGGUGGGCGCAGAGAGUGCCGUACGCCCCGAGACCUGGAGGCCAUCCGGGUGGACCGCGACGCUCUGCACAUGGAGGGGCUGAUGAUCCGGGAGCGCAUCCUGGGCUCAGACAACAUCGACGUGUCGCACCCCAUCAUCUACCGCGGCGCCGUCUACGCCGACAACAUGGAGUUUGAGCAGUGCAUCAAACUGUGGCUUCACGCGCUCCGCCUGCGGCAGAAGGGAAACCGCAACACGCACAAGGACCUGCUGCGCUUCGCCCAGGUCUUCUCGCAGAUGGUGCACCUGAAGGAGCAGGUGACGGCUGCCGCCGUGGAGCAGGUGCUGUGCUGCAGCGUGCUGGAGAUCCAGCGCAGCAUGACCCGGGUGGAGGCGGCCGCAGAGGCGGAGCUGCCACAGGCGCUGGACAACUACGAGUCCAACGUCUUCACCUUCCUGUACCUCGCCUGCAUCUCCACCAAGACCAGCUGCAGCGACGACGGCGAGCGCGCUCGCAUCAACAAGCACAUCUACGACCUGAUCCAGCUGGACCCGCGCUCACGCGAGGGCUCCUCGCUGCUGCACCUCGCCAUCAGCUCCACCACGCCGGUCGACGACUUCCACACCAACGACGUGUGCAGUUUCCCCAACGCGCAGGUCACCAAGCUGCUGCUGGACUGCGGCGCGCCGGUCAACGCCAUCGACCACGAGGGCAACACGCCGCUGCACGUCAUCGUCCAGUACAACCGUCCCAUCAGCGACUUCCUCACGCUGCACGCCAUCAUCAUCAGCCUGGUUGAGGCCGGCGCCCACACGGACCGCACCAACAAGCAGAAGAAGACGCCGCUGGACAAGAGCACCACGGGAGUGUCGGAGAUCCUGCUGAAGACUCAGAUGAAGAUGAGCCUCAAGUGCCUGGCGGCGCGCGCGGUCCGCCAGCACCAGAUCACGUACCGCAACCAGAUCCCCAAGACGCUGGAGGAGUUUGUGGAGUUCCACUGAGCGGGACGGACGCUUCAGAGACGCAAUGUGUUUUUCUAAUGAAUCCAAACGGUGCUGAGGACGACGGGACGGCGCCCAAAGAUUGUUUUAUAAAUUAAAAGAAUAGCGGGUCGCCACGGUCGCGUUCAGCCAGUGGUUCUGCUCCUGACGUGCUUGUCGCCGCUGCGGAACAAUGGUGCCGGCGCUGCUGCUGGUUUUGCCUUAUCUCCAUGGAGACGCCACGUCAGCGAGACUCUGUGACACGUGAUUGGACAAACGAAGGAGCCCGCCCCCCACAGAUCAUCUGUCACAUGAUUUAUUUUAAUAUGAAGGCCGGAGUUUCUACUAACCAGAUUUGUAGUUGGUCGUAUUUUAAACGCAGGUUAUUUUAACGGGUGUGUUGGUGAAGAAAAUAUUUUGUUUCAAUUUAACCAAAUCUAAUGUGCCCCAAAGUAUGUGGACUCCCCCUGAAAACAAACUUUCAGCCUCUUGGUUUUAUUGAAUGGGAAUUUUUAUAUUCCGUGUGUGUAAUAUUUUAAGUCUCAUGAUCAUGUCUCUUUUAAAACGACAUGAGUGCAGAUUAUCUUGUUUUUCACAAAUCAUGUGACAUGUUUUCAGUUUUUUAAGAUCAUGUCGCAGACGGGUCGAGGUCGUCCCCGUCCUGCUUCGAGUUUAUGAAUUAUGAUUUUAGAAAAAUUCUCAGACAUUUUAGACGAUUCAUUUUUUUUAUACUAAGAAAAAAGCUAUGUGGUUUCCACAGGACGACGGGAUUCACUGUGGACUGUAAAUAAAGAUGGACGCCGCGUCUCCACCUUUCAUGCUGUUGUAGAAAAAAUUAAGUGGAAUUAUCUUUUGAAUAAUGCGAAAAAGAGGAUUUGGCUUCACUUGUCGUCCGUCUUUUAUUUACAGUCUAUUUUCACGUGUCCACAUACUUUUGGCCGUAUAGUGUCCAGUUUCCAGUCAUGAAAAAAAUAUGAGAACCAUAUUUUUCCAGAACACGGUGCCUGUAGAUCGUCAAAUACAAGCUUUUAUUUUGAAUCAUGUCUAACAGGAUGAUGUUAUUAUUAUUAUUUUAAAUUUUUUUAAAUAAACGGUGAGAUUGAGGACGAUGAUGUCACAUGGUUCACAUGUUCCCUCAGUUCUGCCACUGCUUCAGCUUUCUCAUCAUGUCUUUUUAAAUCGGACCCUUUAGGAUCCAGGUUCAGGAUCCAGAUCCGGUUGUGGUUGUGGUUGGAUCCAGAUCCUCAACGCUCCGGUCCUGUGGUGCUUCAUCAUGAUUUAAAAGUCUUUGAGGCAUGAAGCAUGACUCUUGUUACGAUCAAUGAAUCUGUUGAUGAUUAUUUUUCUCAGUCAAUUGUUUGAUCUGUAAAAAUGCAGAGGAAAAAAAAAAAGCUUGUUCCAACAACCCGAA
Messenger RNA from Scophthalmus maximus (turbot), 3699 nucleotides. It is a transcript of the gene fem1b, whose product is annotated as fem-1 homolog b. NCBI's taxonomy places the organism in Eukaryota, Metazoa, Chordata, Actinopteri, Pleuronectiformes, Scophthalmidae. The transcript is spliced from 2 exons. Gene Ontology annotation, molecular function: protein binding. The record is from RefSeq and is a predicted model, not a curated record. Bases 204 to 2309 code for a protein of 701 amino acids.